This is a messenger RNA of Stylophora pistillata, 4219 nucleotides long. RefSeq lists its product as uncharacterized. Gene Ontology annotation, molecular function: protein binding. Lineage: Eukaryota; Metazoa; Cnidaria; Anthozoa; Scleractinia; Pocilloporidae. The record is from RefSeq and is a predicted model, not a curated record.
GAUAAAGUCCCGACUAUAAUUAAUUAUUGUUGAUGUUUCAUUUUCAAAGCAUCAGCCACAAAGUCAACAUCUUGAAAAGGAUGUCAAUGGAGAAUCUAACGGCAGAAGCAAUGGUAACUGCCGUGAUCAUAGCCUUACCUGUUGCUGUGUUCAUGAUAAACUCAGACCGCGCUCAGAAAGCGAUUGAGUUGUGCAGCGAAUGCUUGAUUUUGCUAAAUAAUACCAACCAGAACAGAAAAGACCAAUUUAUUUCACUACAUUGCAAUAUCAUCACUGCAAUUCUCUUCUACGCUUAUCGUCGUAUCUCUGACAAUAUAAAUGCGGAAAGAUACGGCAGGAAACUACUUGUCCUAUGCAGCGAGUAUGGUGCCUUAGUAGAAGAAGGAGAUAUUUGCAUGGCUCUGGCAGAGAUAGCUGAGAGUCAAAACAUUAACAGGUUUAGCGAAAAUUUAAAAGCGAAAGAGUAUAUUGAGAGGGCCCUUGCAAUAAGAAAAAAAAUUGGCGACAAAAGAGGAGAGGCAUACUGUUACGGAAACCUGGGUAAUGUGUUUGAGUCACUCAUGAAAUACGACAAAGCUGAAGAGUAUUACAAAAAAGCGCUUGUCAUCAAUACUGAAAUUGGCGAUAGAAAAGGGGAGGCGGAUGUCUACGGAAACCUGGGUCUUGUGUUUCAUUCGAUCGGGCGAUACAACGAGGCUAAAGAGUGUUACGAAAAAGCGCUUGUCAUUAGAACUCAAAUUGGCGACAGAGGAGGAGAGGCAAACGACUACGGAGGCCUAGGUAAUUUGUUUCACUUGCUCGGGAAAUACGACAAGGCUAAAGAGUAUCUCGAAAAGGCACUUGUCAUUAAAACAUUUAUUGGCGACAGGAAAGGAGAGGCAGUUGACUACGGAAACCUAGGUACUUUGUUUCAGUCGCUCGGGAAACACGAUAAGGCAAAAGAGUAUCUCGAAAAAGGGCUUGUCAUCAGUAUAGAAAUUGGCGACAGAAUAGGAGAGGCAGCUCACUACGGAAAUCUAGGAACUGUGUUUCAGUCACUGGGGAAAUUCGAUAAGGCUAAAAAGUAUUACGAAAGAGCACUUGUCACCAAAAAGGAGAUUGGCGACAGACAAGGGGAGGCAGACGACUACGGAAACCUUGGUAAUCUGUUUCAGUCGCUCGGGAAACACGAUGAGGCAAAAGAGUAUCUCGAAAAAGCGCUUGUCAUCAGAAUGGAAAUUGGCGACAGAAAAGGAGAAGCAGCUGACUACGGAAACCUAGGUACUUUGUUUCACUCGCUAGGGAUAUACGACAAGGCUGAAGAUUAUUACCAAAAAGCGCUUGUCAUCAGAAAAGAAAUUGGCGACAGAAAAGGAGAGGCAACUGACAACGGAAACCUAGGUGCUUUGUUUGAGUCACUCGGGAAACACGAUGAAGCCAAAAAGUAUCUCGAAGAAGCGCUUGUCAUCAGUAUUGAAAUUGGUUACAGAGCAGGAGAGGCAGCUGGCUACAGUAAUCUAGCUACUGUGCAUGAGUCACUUGACAAAUACGACAAAGCUAAAGAGUAUCUGGAAAAAGCGCUUGUUAUCAUGACUGAAAUUGGUGAUCAGGAAGGGAAAGCAGGAGCUCUUGCCGAACUUGGAUCUUUGUAUAGAGCUAUCGGUGAUUAUAAAGCUUCUGAAUUAUGCUUGGAGAGAGCAUUAUCCAUAUCCAGAGAUAUUGGAGAUAUUGAGAGAGAGUUCAGGAUUUUAACAGACUACGCCAUUUUGUAUUUACUUCAAAACAAAAUCAAAGACUCCCUUUCUUGUCUUCAUCUAUGCAUUGAAAAGUACGAGGAGUUGAGAUAUUGCUUGGGUGCCAAUGAUCAGUUCAAGACAUCACUUUUGGAAAACAAAGGAAUGUUUCCCUACAAGCUGCUUAGUAAUUUGCUUUGUCGAACCGGAAAUGUUCGUGAUGCUCUUUGCGUUGAGGAGCUGAGUCGAGCUAGAGGCCUUUCAGACUUGAUGGCAGAGAAGUACUCUGUUGAAACGCAUAUCUGUGCUGAUCCACAAUCUUGGUUUGGCUUUGAAAACAUUUUGAAAAAGGAAAAUAACUGUACUUGUCUUUACAUUUCUGAUCAAGAACGUUACGUGUUUUUGUGGAUCUUGAAAGCAAGUGGAGCCAUUCAUUUUAUACCAAUAUCUUUAGAAGAGAAUUUCGUUCAGGCUGGGUUGCACAAAGAUUUGUCUUUGAGUCAAUUUUUGGCUGAUAAUUUCCGAAGUCUUGGUAUUUUUCUCACUAAAGAUUGUGAAGAUCGGUCUUUAAAUAUGGCUGAAUCGCAGCCUCAUUCCCCCGAGCGAAAUAGCUCAGCAAGGAUGCGACUCGUGGUGGAGGACGGAGAAGUUAUUUCAUGUCUAUCGCUCUGUUACAAAAUCUUUAUUGCCCCAGUUUACGGUUUGUUAGCGGAGCCUGAAGUCAUUAUUGUUCCGAACAGUACUUUGUACAAAGUUCCCUUUGCUGCCCUGAGUGAAAAGGAGGGAGCCGAAUACCUCUCGGACACGCAUCGGAUCCGUGUCAUUCCUUCUUUGACAACACUCAAGACCGUUCAAGAUAGUCCAGAGGACUAUCACAGCAACGCUGGUGCCUUAAUAGUAGGCAAUCCCAAGGUUGAUUGGCUGCUACCAUUGCCAGGAGCAAGAAAGGAAGCGGAGAUGGUCGGACGACUGGUUGGUGUUCCGCCCCUGGUAGAAGAGGAAGCAACGAAGCAGGCGGUACUUGAAACAAUAGGUUCAGUAGGCCUGAUACAUUUUGCCGCCCAUGGUGACGCCGAAAGAGGAGAAAUUGCUCUCGCUCCCAUUCCUACUUCCAGCAGUCGAAACACUAUCCCACCGAAGGAUACCUAUAUGUUGACGAUGGCUGAUGUCUCACGAGUGAAACUCAGAGCUAAACUGGUGGUACUUAGCUGUUGUCACAGUGGAAGUGGAGAGGUGAGAGCCGAGGGAGUUAUAGGAAUUGCCCGUGCAUUCUUGGGGUCUGGUGCUCGCUCGGUGUUAGUUGCACUUUGGGCCAUACCAGACUCAGCAACAGAGCAGCUGAUGAAACAAUUCUACGAACGUCUUGCUGAAGGAGAAAGUGCCAGUGAAUCUCUUCAUCAGGCCAUGAAGUGGAUGAGAAAUAACGGCUUUACCAAAGUGUCCGAGUGGGCUUCGUUUACGCUGAUCGGAGAUGAUGUGAGGCUCGAUUUUGGCAAGCAGAGGACAAAAGACCCUGACAGUUAAAAUGACAGGAAUGACUCCCAGGAAACAGAGCUAAGAGACUUUUGAAUGGAUGAAUUAAAUAGAAUACGUAGAGAACAGACUCUGAAUAUUUUUUCAAUGUCUAGUUCAAGAAAAAGAGAUUUUUUUGAAAGUAUAUUAUUACUUUGUAUUCGGGAUCUCGAAAUAUUUAUCCGCAAGGAGAUAAAAUUUUGAUAUUCUGCGUUUUCUCUUUCCAUAUUCAACUGAAGGACGUAUUGGUUGGCACUCAGACAAUGCUUUAUUGUAACACAUUAUAAUUACAAAUUAUGUCCUGGUCCAUUAGUCUCGUCCAAUAAAUUUCGCAGAAAGGAAACGAGACCGUCUCCAGUAGUGUCACCGUGAUUUAUUUAGAAAUUUUCGAGUGGCGAAACAAAAUCUGGGUUUACACCGCCAAAAACUUAGCAACUCAAUUGAACAAAUAAAAUUGACCACUAUCCUCGAUUAGCCUGCGAGUCACAACGCGUGACAGAACAAAUUACAUCAUACCAUUUUCACGGAGAAUUGUUGACAUGAGGCUCUUUUGCAAAUUAUAAUCAGUUAAGUAGUAAACGAGCCACCUAACUCCGGUAGGGUUUUUCUCAAAGCCAUUUCUUAGGAUUAGUUAAUAGAACAUUAAAUAAUUGAGGAAUGAAUUUGACGUGACAUUUUUGGCACAAAAACCGUUUCUUUUGGUCUCCUUCUUGAAAGAUUGAAAUAGGAAAAUGCAUAGAUCUGAAAAUAGGAUUAGGACAAUUGGCUAUUGUGUGAUUUUUAUAAAGCGGAAAACAUACACCAGCAAUAUUAUGAAUCGUGUCACCUACAGAUUGUAAUUAAAGAAAAGAUGUUUUUUUGCAGGCUCAUAUUAACUACUGCCUUUUACUUGUUUCCAAGUUAGCUUUUUAGAAUGUUGUUAUAGCCAUCAAGGGCCUCUAUAUUUCCACGUAUUUUAUGAUUAUUCAGAAAAUACAUACACUGCUCUUUUUUUG